GAACCCCGGUCGCUGGAAUCCCGAAUCCUCCAACCGUGGAUUCCUGAGGGACCGCCUAGCUGGACUGCGUCCCCCAGACCGUCAUUUACGGGAUCCCCCCGAGACUUUCUAUUCCUCAACUAGGAUCCCUAUUUCGGAACCGUCAACUCUGAUCCCUCCUUGACUAUCCUCCAGUCUGGGGAUCUCCCAGCCCCAGAACCAGCCCACUGACCCCAGGGUUUUCCGGAGCUGAAGAAUGACACAUUCCUGCGAGCAGCCUGGGGAGAAGACACAGACUAUACUCCCGUUUGGUGCAUGCGGCAGGCAGGCCGCUACUUGCCAGAGUUUAGGGAAACUCGGGCUGCCCAGGACUUUUUCAGCACCUGUCGCUCCCCAGAGGCCUGCUGUGAACUGACUCUGCAGCCACUGCAUCGCUUCCCUCUGGAUGCUGCCAUCAUCUUCUCCGACAUCCUUGUUGUACCCCAGGCACUGGGCAUGGAGGUGACUAUGGUGCCUGGCAAAGGGCCCAGCUUCCCAGAGCCAUUAAGAGAAGAGCAGGACUUAGAGCGCCUCCGGCAUCCAACAACAGUGGCCUCUGAGUUGGGCUAUGUGUUCCAGGCCAUCACCCUCACCAGACAACGGCUGGCUGGGCGUGUGCCACUGAUUGGCUUUGCUGGUGCCCCGUGGACUCUGAUGACAUACAUGGUUGAGGGUGGCAGCUCAAGUACCAUGGCUCAGGCCAAGCGCUGGCUUUACCAGAGACCGCAGGCCAGUCACCGGCUGCUUCACAUCCUCACUGAUGCUCUGGUCCCGUAUCUGGUGGGACAAGUGGCUGCUGGUGCCCAGGCAUUGCAGCUCUUUGAGUCCCACGCAGGGCAUCUUGGCCCACAGCUCUUCAAUAAGUUUGCACUGCCCUACAUCCGUGAUGUGGCCAAGCAAGUGAAGGCCCGCCUGCAGGAGGCAGGCCUGGCACCAGUGCCCAUGAUCAUCUUUGCUAAGGAUGGACAUUUUGCCCUGGAGGAGCUGGCCAAGGCUGGCUAUGAGGUGGUUGGGCUUGACUGGACAGUGGCCCCAGAGAAAGCCCGGGAGUGUGUGGGGAAGACGGUGACCUUGCAGGGCAACCUGGACCCCUGUGCGCUGUAUGCAUCUGAGGAGGAGAUUGGGCAGCUGGUACAGCAGAUGCUGGAUGACUUCGGACCGCAGCGCUACAUUGCCAACCUGGGCCAUGGACUUUACCCUGACAUGGACCCAGAACAUGUGGGUGCCUUUGUGGAUGCUGUUCACAGACACUCACGUCUGCUUCGACAGAAAUAAGCAUACACCUUUUCCCUCAAUUACCACUAAUACAGUGUUUGAUUGUUUCCAGGAGAAUAAAAGUUCCAGAGUUGGA
This is a messenger RNA of Diceros bicornis minor, 1369 nucleotides long. It is a transcript of the gene UROD, whose product is annotated as uroporphyrinogen decarboxylase. The transcript is spliced from 10 exons. Gene Ontology annotation, biological process: heme biosynthetic process. The coding region runs from base 295 to 1293 and encodes 332 amino acids. Gene Ontology annotation, molecular function: uroporphyrinogen decarboxylase activity. The record is from RefSeq and is a predicted model, not a curated record. NCBI's taxonomy places the organism in Eukaryota, Metazoa, Chordata, Mammalia, Perissodactyla, Rhinocerotidae. Gene Ontology annotation, cellular component: cytosol.